AUGACUUGGGCAGACUCACUCAUAAGAAAAGGCUACGUUGUCCAUUGGAUUCUCGACGGAUUGCCAGGCGCCACAACUUUUGAGAGCUCCAACUCCAGGUCGAAGUACUAUGCAGCCGGUUUUCCACUCGGGUUCGUUCAGAACGACGUAUCUUACUACUACAACCACGUCGUUCUUGUGGUGAGGUACCAUACUGAACUGGACGGAAGCUACUCGAUUGUUGGCUUCGAGGUCUACCCCAAGAGUGUAAUUGAUGAGACAUGCCCAGGGUCAUCGAAGAAUUACAAAAAUUUCCCUAUCAUUCUCAAGGAUGCUCAAGGUAAGCCAAAAGAAGGUAGGACAAUUAUUCCGUACACUUAUGCUGUUUACUGGAGAGAGGAUAUCUCGGUAGGACAUGAGAAUCGCUGGGACCUUUAUUACGAGAAUGACAAUUCGGCUUCCUCCCGGAAAAUUCAUUGGAUAUCCUUGGUCAACUCACUUGUUCUCGUGUGUCUUGUUUCCCUCAUAGUGGCCAUUGUGAUGGUAAGAUUCCUCAAAUCAGACCUUAAGACUGGACCAGUCAUCCCCACUACCGACCUGAAAGCUGACUAUGAGCAAAACCUGUGGAAAGCUUUAUCGGAUGUAGCUGUUCAGAGUCCAUUUGCACCUCUUCUACUCAGCAGCUUGUGCGCUGCCGGUGUCCAGAUACUCGUUGCUAUGAUAGGAGUUGUUGUCAUUUUCGUCUUGAAUUCCAAACUUAGCUUGAGCCCAGGUACUUCCUCCAGUAUCUUCUUUGAGAACCAUCAAAGCACAAUCUUUUCAUGCUCGGUCUUCUUCUUAUUGGCAUCAGGUUUCGUGUCGUCAUACGCCGGCGUUAUCUUGCACAAGCUAUUGAAGAAUGAUCACCCCAACACCACGUUUGAAAUCGGUACUGUGAGUCUCUUGGGAGCGAUUUUCGCAGGGCUUCUUCCAUUCCUUGUGAUGGGUGCAUAUCUUGUCAUCAAUUUGUUUGUAUGGGCGAAGGAAUCAUCCAACGCUUUGCCCUUCGGUACCAUCGUACUCCUCAUUUUGAUGUUUGCUCUCAUACAAAUACCUUUGGGAAUUGCAGGAGCCUACUAUGGUAACAAGUUCAAGUUUCUGAACAAGUCCUGUUUCAUCAACUCAUAUGUCCCAGCCGAGAAAGGCGGAAAGAAAUCAAGCUCGAAACGCCAGCAAUUCCUCGCACCAGCCGUCAGUACCUUUGCUUUCGGACUCAUCCCAUUCGGAAUUGUCUAUGUGGACCUUCUCUUCAUCUUCAAUUCAGUUUGGCUUGAGAAAACUACAUUCUACUACAUGUAUGGGUUCUUGCUACUUACCACAAUGCUUUUGCUUAUCGUGAUUGCAGAAUCAUCAAUUGUGGCUACCUAUAUCACCUUGACUGCUUUCAAAAACCCCAAUUGGCAAUGGCUCUGUUUCCAAGUGGGCUCUAGCAUUGGAUGGUACAUUUAUGGGUACACCACAUACUAUUUCGUUCGCUAUCUUCAAAUGAGUGAUAUCGUGAGCGUGCUUAUCUAUUUCGCCUAUAUGGCGAUGGUGUCGGCGGCUGUCGGCGUGGCUGGAGGAGCCGUGGGUGUUGUCACGGCAACAGUAUUUAUCAGAAAGAUCUACGGAGCAAUCAAGGUGGAUUAG
Molecule: messenger RNA, 1647 nt
Organism: Candidozyma pseudohaemuli
Lineage: Eukaryota; Fungi; Ascomycota; Pichiomycetes; Serinales; Metschnikowiaceae
Exons: 1
Coding region: 1-1647 (548 amino acids)
Biological process (GO): vacuolar transport; protein localization to membrane
Cellular component (GO): membrane; Golgi apparatus
Source: RefSeq, a predicted model, not a curated record